GCAUGCGCAAUACACCAACUUGGCCGACCCGGUGGCGCGAGGGCGGGAUUUCCACUGUGGUGGCGGAGCCCGAGCCCUCGCCGCCUACCCGGCAGCGCGCAGGAAACUGGGGAAAGGAGCUUCUGAGCCCGUGAACCUGCAUGAACCUGCAUCGGAAGUGGAAGAAGAGCGUAUGUGUGAGAGAGAGACCUCUGCCUGGUUUAACACAUCACGAUAAUGCGCUCAGGAAAGGGCACUUCAAGUGUCUGGAGUUCAGAGAUGUGGCCCAGGGGAGGGAACUGUGGCUAGUUAAGGAGACCAUGCUUGAUGUUGCUCCCAGAUCCCAUGUCAACACCCAGUCCUCAGCUGCUGGUGGCAGCUGCUCGGCAGACCCUGGGCGUGGGAAAGAGACGGCGCCUACCUCGCACUGUCUGCCUUCACCUAGCUGGAGAGAUACUGGCUGUGGCCCGGGGACUGAAGCCGGCUCUGCUCUAUGAUUGCAACUGUGCGGGGGCAUCAGAGCUCCAGAGCUAUGUGGAGGAGCUGCAGCGCCUGGGCUUCCUGACACAGGGACUUCACAUCCUUGAGGUUGGAGAAAACAGCCUGAUUGUCCAUCCUGAGCAUGUAUGUCAGCACCUGGAGCAGGUGCUGCUUGGUACCAUAGCUUUUGUGGAUGUUUCCAGCUCCCUACCUCACCCUUCUGUCCGCUCCUUGGACCAGCUUCAGGACUUGAAGUCCCUCAUAGCUGAGAUCAUCAUGCAUCUGCAGGGGUUGCAGAGGGACCUGUCCUUGGCAGUAUCCUGCAGCAGGCUCUGUUCCUCAGACUGGAAUCUCUGUACUGUGUUUGGGAUCCUCCUGGGCUAUCCUGUCCCCUAUACCUUUCACCUGAACCAGGGAGAUGACAACUGCUUAGCCCUGACCCCUCUACGGGUAUUCACUGCCCAGAUCUCAUGGCUCCUUGGUGAACCCCCAGUCUUGCUCUAUUCUUUUAGUGUCCCAGAGAGCUUGUUCCCAGCCCUGAUGGACAUUCUAAACACUUGGGAGAAGGACCUCAGAACUCGAUUUAGGACUCAGAAUGAUUUUACUGACCUCAGCAUCUCCUCUGAGACAGUUACACUGCCAGCUGUAGCCCUCUGACUAACUCCCAUAUAUCGGGUUGUCGGAAAAGUCGUGACGCAUUUUUGCAACGAAAAACAGAGAAAAAAAUACAUCAUGAUUUUUCCAACAACCCAAUAGAAGGUACUCAGUAAAUGAUUAGUUCUAGGUCAGGGAUGGCAAAUAGGAAUCAUCUCCAGUGCCAAUUCCAAGUAUCUUUUGAGAACACUAGAGAAGAAUGCUGUAAUCAGUUGGCCACAUCUGCGAUGGUCAUGGGAACAGGUGGUAGUGGGGGACGUGUUGGAAGUACACACUUGCCAUUUUUACUAGGGAGUCCUGACUUCGCUGAGAUGUCUAUUCCUUUUUCACUGGAUAGGAGAUAGAAGAAAGAGAUUGUGGAGAAGAAGGGUGGUGGAGGACAAGCAGUGCACCCUUGUAUACUGUGCAUGGUAUGGUAGCAUUGUAAAUGUACCUACCCUGUGUGGGUAAUGUCAGCCAGGAAGUAGGACUGGGCAUUACUGCAUAUUUAUAUACCGCCAACUGAACUGGACUAAGGAGCAU
Molecule: messenger RNA, 1635 nt
Organism: Hipposideros armiger (great roundleaf bat)
Lineage: Eukaryota; Metazoa; Chordata; Mammalia; Chiroptera; Hipposideridae
Gene: CUNH1orf74
Product: chromosome unknown C1orf74 homolog
Exons: 2
Coding region: 307-1116 (269 amino acids)
Source: RefSeq, a predicted model, not a curated record